UUCAUCCCCAUUGGUUGGUUAUAUAUACAUAUAUACAUAUAUAUAUAUAUAUAUAUGUGUGUGUGUGUGUGUGUGUGUGUGUGUGCAUCUACAAGGAAAAAGAGUCGGGCCACUGCUAGCACAUUCACAGUUUCACGCACAUACACACAGAGAAUAAAAAUUGGAAGAAGAAGAAGUGGUGUUAGCUAGAGAUCGAUAUUCAGAUUGGUCUUUAUGCCACGGCUAUCUCAAAUCACCACCAACAGCAUGGCUUUCAGCGAUACCGAACUCACUUUGGGACUACCAGGUUGUGAUAAUAACGGCUGCUUCAGGAGCAACAACCCUGGAAGUGGCUCUAGAAGCUCCACUAAGCGAGCUUUCCUUGAGACCGUUGACCAUCAUCAUCACCAUCUUGAUCAUGACCAUUAUGAUCUUGACAAUAGAAGCUCUACCACUGCCUGCAGUAAAUCUAGUAGCAAAGUUGAUGAUAAUAAUGACUAUGAGUUGCAAGACCAAGUCUCCCCUGCAAGGAAAGCCACACCUUCAAAGGCUCAGGUGAUUGGGUGGCCACCGGUGAGGUCGUCAAGGAAGAAGGUAAUGGAGAAUGGCAAGUACGUGAAGGUGGCGGCGGAUGGAGCAGCCUAUCUACGAAAAGUAGACUUGGAGAUGUACGAUUCUUAUGAGCAGCUACUCAAAGCCUUGGACAAAAUGCUUGCCUGCUUCACGAACCAAGGAAACUAUAUGGAGCAAAGCAAAGCAGUGAAAGGAAUGGAAUAUGUGCCAACUUAUGAGGACAGGGAUGGCGACUUGAUGUUAGUUGGAGACGUUCCUUGGAAAAUGUUCAUAGAAUCAUGCAAGCGUAUCAGAUUGAUGAAAAGUUCAGAGGUUGUUGGCUUAGCUCCUGUGACUUCUCCAGAAUGCACAAGUACUAGGAAUUGAAGACGACCCAAAAAAGUUUUGUUAGCGUGUGUACAUAUAAAUGAAGCCUGCAAUGAAGCUUUUCUUUGUUUGGAAGAUGCAUGUAGUAAAUUAAUGAGAGAAUAAGUAAUAGAUUGAAAAUAAUAAUAAUUGAGAGAGGAACAUAUGUAUCCUGCUGAUUCUACUUUUUGUCCUUUCUAUUUUCAUUCGUUGUCUUAAUAAUUUGUUAGUUUACUGAAAUCAAUUAACUUUGCUUGUGCGGUUGAUUAAUAUAUAUAUUUAUUUUACAUUUGGUUUUGUAAAUUAUA
Ziziphus jujuba (common jujube) is the source of this 1205-nucleotide messenger RNA. Its product is annotated as auxin-responsive protein IAA4. Gene Ontology annotation, molecular function: protein binding. The record is from RefSeq and is a predicted model, not a curated record. The transcript has 5 exons. Lineage: Eukaryota; Viridiplantae; Streptophyta; Magnoliopsida; Rosales; Rhamnaceae. The coding region runs from base 214 to 918 and encodes 234 amino acids. Gene Ontology annotation, cellular component: nucleus. Gene Ontology annotation, biological process: regulation of DNA-templated transcription.